Messenger RNA from Bathycoccus prasinos, 816 nucleotides. RefSeq lists its product with no specific name. Bases 1 to 816 code for a protein of 271 amino acids. Gene Ontology annotation, molecular function: peptidyl-prolyl cis-trans isomerase activity. The record is from RefSeq and is a predicted model, not a curated record. Gene Ontology annotation, cellular component: chloroplast; thylakoid. The transcript has a single exon. Lineage: Eukaryota; Viridiplantae; Chlorophyta; Mamiellophyceae; Mamiellales; Bathycoccaceae.
AUGCGCGCGGUUGCCACGACGACGAGUGCUGCGUCGUGCCGCGUCUGCGCGAAACCGUCGACGGCGAGGAAGAGCAAAAGCGAGAAUACUCACGGGAGGAAGAAGAAUGAAUCAUCGGCGAUGAAACAGACGAGAAGGGAGGCUUUGACGAUGAUUUUGCUCUCUACUUCUUCUGCUUCUGCGCCUGUUUUUGCGGCGCAGGAGUUGGAGGAGACGGUCUCGGAAGUCGCGGAGACGAUCGUGGUGACGCCGCCUUCUUCUUCUUUGUCGUCGUCGUCUCAAUCGUCGUCGGAACCGUUCGGGAACAAAACCUUCAUGGAAGGCAUCAAAGACAAAGACUACGGGAAGUCGGAAGUUUUAUACUCAGAUUUUACGCGAACCCAGUCUGGUUUACAGUAUAAAGACGUCAGACCAGGUUCGAAAGAAGGGAAAGAGUACACAGAUGAGUCGAAAAUAGCCGUGGUUGAUUGGGACGGGUACACGUUGGGGUAUUACGGGAGACCGUUUGAAGCGAGAAACGGCCCGAAAGGCGGCGCGUUCAACGAGGAUAAAGAUUUUUUCCGAUUUCGAGCGGACGAUUUAGACGUGUUGCCCGCGUUUCGAGAGGCGAUCGUUGGAAUGAAAGUCGGAGGGAUACGAAGGAUUAUCGUGCCGCCGAAUUCCGGUUUGGCGUAUCCGGAGAAUAAGAAUUGGAAGAAGAUGAAACCGAAACCGAAUAAUUUUUCGGGAGAAAGAGCGCUCGGCUUCGUCUUGGAAAAUCAAGGGAUGAUCGAUAAGACAUUGUUGUUUGACAUAGAGUUGAUGGACGUGAGAUAA